UUCCAAAAAUCCGAAGUCACUCACAUGUCAAUUUCAAGCCAGCCAUCUCAACCUUAAAAAACACAACUCGAAGUCUCGUCUUUCCCUGCAAGUCUCUUUUGGCUGCUGCUGCUGCUACUAGCUUAGAUAUGUAUUCGAAAAUAUUUCCUUCGGAGAUUCAAGCGAAGAAGGAUGAAGAGGGACAGAGGAACAAGGUGGUUAAGAGAUGGACGGUAUGGAAGAAGUCAAGUAUGUCUUUCGUAGGAUCUGAUGGCUUCUCUGUUUAUGAUGGAGAGGGGAAGCUAAGCUUUCGAGUGGACAACUAUUCCAGGAGGAAUAAGUUUCGUCUUGGAGAGCUUGUGCUUAUGGAUGCAAUUGGAAGGCCACUGCUGUACCUCCGGCCUCAAAUUAUGAGCAUGUAUGCCCAGUGGAAAGGAUACAGAGGAUCUGACGAAGACAACUCAAAAACAAGCUCCAAAUAUCACCUCUUCACCAUGAGAAAGCGUUCAAUUGCUCCCAACAGCGAUGUUCUCGUCGAAGUCUUCAUGUCUGACAAUGGUGCCAUGUCUGCAGACUUUACAAUAGAAGGAAACUUCAGGAAGAGAUGCUGCAAAAUUCGUGCCAGAGAAGGACAAGUAUUGGCUGUUAUCUCACCGAAGAUGGUCAGCCCAACAUUGGUGCUUGGCAAUGACGUCUUCAGCCUCUUCAUAGAGGAGCAAGUCGGGCCUGAGCUGGUGAUGGCUCUCAUCGUUAUCAUGGAUCGCAUUUGUUAAAUGGAUGCAUGCACGCCCAUACCAUCUCAGUGCCACGUGGACAGCUCUAUAGAGUAGGGUUGUGUCAUUCUAUUUGAUUGAGGUCAUAACUUACAGCCGUAGGACAGGAAAAGAUAUUACAUCUGUACUCUCGCAUGCAUGCAGAGCUGUUUGCGGAGUUUAAUGUCGAGCCGACACGUGGAAAGUAGGGGCCCACCUGCAUAAAAAAUGAAAAAAAGAAUGAAAAUGCGCGACUCGGCCCCACUGAUGUGUUAUAGGAAUAUUAUAUCGCAUAUGAAUGUUCUCUCGCGUUAUUUUGAAUAUUUUUUGUGUUAUUCAUGUGUUAUUGAUGUGUUAUU
Molecule: messenger RNA, 1090 nt
Organism: Phalaenopsis equestris
Lineage: Eukaryota; Viridiplantae; Streptophyta; Magnoliopsida; Asparagales; Orchidaceae
Product: protein LURP-one-related 5-like
Exons: 2
Coding region: 129-752 (207 amino acids)
Source: RefSeq, a predicted model, not a curated record